This is a messenger RNA of Vanessa atalanta (red admiral), 1299 nucleotides long. RefSeq names its product polyglutamylase complex subunit TTLL1-like. Gene Ontology annotation, biological process: microtubule cytoskeleton organization; protein polyglutamylation. Gene Ontology annotation, cellular component: cilium. NCBI's taxonomy places the organism in Eukaryota, Metazoa, Arthropoda, Insecta, Lepidoptera, Nymphalidae. The record is from RefSeq and is a predicted model, not a curated record. The transcript has a single exon. Bases 1 to 1299 code for a protein of 432 amino acids. Gene Ontology annotation, molecular function: tubulin binding; tubulin-glutamic acid ligase activity.
AUGAAUCCAGAAGGAAAGAAAAUGGCAGCAAGCUUGUACGGACGUGUCAAUGCACCCACGGAAAGGUGUCGAGUUAGUUUUUGUACGGAUAUGGAAAAAUCAGUUUUGAUGAGCAAUUUCGAAAGGCGUGGGUGGCAUCAAGUUGGGCCUGACGAUGAAUGGAAUUUUUAUUGGGCGUCAACUCAAACUUGCCGAAACUUGUUCAGCGUUGAAAGUGGCUACCGAAUGAACGAUAAUCAAAUGAUUAACCAUUUCCCGAACCAUUACGAAUUAUCAAGGAAAGACUUACUCGUAAAAAAUAUAAAGAGAUACCGAAAGGAAUUGGAAAGAGAAGGUAGUCCGUUGGCCGAAAAGGCCGAAGUAAUUUUACAUGGAGGACAAGUCGUUACGCGCUACGUCCAUCUCGAUUUUAUCCCUGUGACAUUCGUUCUCCCGGCGGACUACAACAUGUUUGUCGAGGAAUAUCGUAAAUCACCGCAGAGUACGUGGAUUAUGAAACCAUGUGGAAAGUCCCAAGGUACAGGAAUCUUCCUCAUAAAUAAGUUAUCAAAGUUGAAAAAAUGGUCUAGAGAAGCGAAGGCACCUUUUCAUCCGCAAUUAAGCAAAGAGAGUUAUGUUAUUUCUCGCUAUAUUGAUAACCCAUUGCUUAUUGGAGGUAAAAAAUUUGAUCUCAGAUUAUAUGUCUUGGUGACAUCGUUUCGACCGUUAAAAGCUUACAUGUUCCAGUUAGGAUUUUGUAGAUUUUGUACUGUGAAAUAUGAUACCAGCGUAACAGAGUUAGAUAAUAUGUACGUACACUUAACUAAUGUUAGCGUACAAAAACAUGGCGGAGAUUACAAUAGUAUUCACGGCGGGAAAAUGAGUGUUCAGAAUUUACGCUUAUUUUUGGAAGGCACGAGAGGGCGGGCUGUUACAGAGAAACUAUUUGCUGCGAUUCAAUGGCUUAUUGUGCACUCUUUAAAAGCUGUUUCGUCAGUAAUGGCGAACGAUAGGCAUUGCUUCGAAUGUUAUGGAUAUGACAUUAUAAUAGACAAUCAAUUGAAGCCAUGGCUGGUCGAAGUUAACGCGUCGCCGUCUCUAACGUCCACAACCGUUAAUGAUAGAAUAAUGAAAUAUAAGCUAAUAGAUAAUAUUUUGUCAGUUGUUCUGCCAUCAGAAGGUGUUCCAGACGUGCGAUGGAAUAAGGUGCCAAGUUUUGAAGCUCUCGGUAAUUUUGAUUUAUUGAUCGAUGAGGAAUUGUUGGAAAAAGAAGAUUCUACAAAUUCGACUAGCAGAACUUCGAAAAAUAAUAAAAAAUGA